AUGAGAACCAGUUUCUUUGCUAGCAGGAGGCUGAAGUCAGGCCUAAGUGCCACCUCCCGUAAGGAACUCCAGUUGGUUGGUGUGCCUCCAAUGGUUCUGGAUGCAAAAUAUGAAGAGAUCUAUGCACCGAGUAGUUUGGGUUUUGUUUACAUAACCGAUAGAGCAUACAAGUCCACUCAGAUUCGGGAAAUGGAGCGGAAUAUCCUGAAAGAGCUGAAUUUUGUGCUGGGCCUACCACUCCACUUUCUGAGGAGAGCAGCCAAAGUUUCAGAACCUUCUGCAGAAACAUACCUGCUAGCAAGAUAUUUGAUGGAAUUAACUCUUGUGGACUAUGAGAGGGUGCAUUACAAUCUUUUGGAGAACUGUCGCUCAAGGAAGGUCGUCUUGCAGGGCCAGUGGAACCUCCAGCUCUGCUUUUAUACUGGAUACACGGAGGAGAGGCUCUCCCUGAUUAUGGGGCACCUGGCCAAAAAUGCGGUGUGUCUUAAUAGGAAUCUUAACAAAACAAAUUAUGAAAGCAGUGACAAGAGUUUAUAG
This is a messenger RNA of Protobothrops mucrosquamatus (brown spotted pit viper), 537 nucleotides long. It is a transcript of the gene CCNB2, whose product is annotated as cyclin B2. The record is from RefSeq and is a predicted model, not a curated record. Gene Ontology annotation, molecular function: cyclin-dependent protein serine/threonine kinase regulator activity. Gene Ontology annotation, biological process: mitotic cell cycle phase transition; regulation of cyclin-dependent protein serine/threonine kinase activity. Lineage: Eukaryota; Metazoa; Chordata; Lepidosauria; Squamata; Viperidae. Gene Ontology annotation, cellular component: nucleus; cytoplasm; cyclin-dependent protein kinase holoenzyme complex.